Phytophthora nicotianae INRA-310 is the source of this 2798-nucleotide messenger RNA. RefSeq lists its product as hypothetical. The transcript has a single exon. Gene Ontology annotation, cellular component: cytoplasmic vesicle. Lineage: Eukaryota; Oomycota; Peronosporomycetes; Peronosporales; Peronosporaceae. Gene Ontology annotation, biological process: regulation of Rab protein signal transduction. The coding region runs from base 96 to 2708 and encodes 870 amino acids. The record is from RefSeq and is a predicted model, not a curated record.
AAUCAGAAGUGCAGCCCCAUAGUCAGUUCGCUGUUCGGACAACAUCAAGUCCUUCAGUCCGACUCUUAGUCUCUGGGUCUUGCAUCUCUCUACCGAUGCCUUCCGUCGAGCCGCCCGUGACGCUGGACGCCGUGGUGGCCGACCCGCACCUUCACGCGCUGUUCCUGCAGCAUCUCUCUGUCUCCGAUUCGAAAGGAUUCGCGCGUCUUCUCUUCCUCGUGAGCGUCGAGGAGUUCAAGAAAGUUUUCGCUUCCAACAAACCCUCGGAAGACCCCGAGGACGAUGCACAGGCGCAUCGCCGCCAAUACGCCAGCAAGAUCAUCAGCAAAUUCAUGAGUCCCGACGCCUUUUUAGACAUCGCAUCCGAGAACCUUCGUAUCCUCAACAAGUCGGUCUGGAGCUUCGGAAAACUACUACGGAACGAUCUGAUGCUGUACUCGGGGCUGGCAGCUAAGACGGACCUGUUCCAGGACGCCGAAGUGGCUGUAAAGAAGGCGCUUCAGCCUAGUUUCAUGCAGUUCGCAGCUACGCCCGAGUUCAUGGCGCUCGUGGCCAGUUCCAGAGUCACAUACGUCGAGAAUGACGACAGUACAGAUGAAGAGCAGCUGGAAGAGAACUCUCCAGCUUCGGUUCCUGAGACGAGCGUGUCGUCGUCAUCCCCCGUGUCCAGCACGUCUACUCAGGUCCGUAGACAACGCACAGCUACGACGUUCUUGACGUUGGAGCGUGUAUUGGGCAACAGGAGAUUGUGUAGCGUGUUCUGGGUCUUUUUGUUCAAGGAGCGAACACAUGAACAGCUGAGUCUCUGGAUGGACUUCAGGUAUCAGCUAUUGCCUAUUCUCGACGACUUUAUCCACGCAGCUCAGGACAGUGGAGAGGAAGAGCAGCAACAGGAGAAUGACCACGAGGAACGACAGACUGGAGAGCUCAUUGAGCAACUGCUUGUGGUUGGCAGUCGAAUUGCCGCCAAAUAUCUUACUGCAAGUGCGAGCACGCGCGUGACGUUUGUCGGGGAGGCUGAGCAAGCACUACUGCGAGACUACGAGCUGCGUGUGGCCUGCUGUCUCGAUGCUGGUAGCUUCUCGCUGGGUGACGCAGAGGAGCUCCUCGGAACUGUAGAACGCAUCCAAACGGUCAUUGAGGCCGACCUUAAGGUGAAUCAUUUUGUGCGCUUCAUGGGAAGUGAAUCGUUCAAGUCACUGGUUGCGUCUUACCAGAGUCGCUUGCUCAGCCCGUCCGGCUCCUCAAACGCAGUCGCGUCCACAGCAUGCGAUGACUCUAGCACAGCUUCCAACAGCAGCAUGACUACGCUUCAAGAGCUGUUUCAGUGCAUGAAUGUGGCGUCACAUCAGCCCCAGCGGGUACGGAGUAAAUCCUUCACACUACGAGAUCUCUUUCAAGGCCAGUUACGUGGUGAACCGCAGAGUAAAUCGCUCAUCAGCUCAGUGAUGAGUUUCCGACUAGAUGUGAAUGAUCGAUCACACCCUGAGGUCGUCAAGGAAGUACUGCACAGCCUGGCAGACCACAGCGAGAGCAGCAGUGAUCUGUAUCACCAUCACGCCAUUCCGGACCAUGUAGAAGCGUUUUUCCGCCCAUCGGGAGCUGACGUCGUGCGUUCCACUACGCGUCCAGAGCCCUCACUUUUCCACAUGACAAUCGGAAAUGCGGAGAAGGCGUUCUACGGUGCCUGUCUCACUCGAUACGUCCCGCUGAAUGACUCAAGCAAGCUAGGACCGCUGGAGCAAGUGUUGCAGGAGACUGAGGGUCUUGAGGUAUACGUUCCAGCGGGACUUUGUAUCAUCAGUCGAUAUCCGAUUCUUGACACACUCAAGCAACGUUUAGACUCACUUCACGCGGCGAUGCAGGAUGAUGAAGCGUACCUCUCCGACGUAAAUUGGUUGCCUUCCGCGGCGCAGAUGGCCGAACUGCUUUCUCCAUUCGACUUUGCUACUGUUACGGCUUCGCAAGAUAAUGUUACAUCUCUUUCUGCGCUGGAUAACUACGUGGACUUCAGUAUGGAGGAGCUAUUCAGCUGUCUAUCUGUCGAGCACGUGGUUAGUUUGGUCACAUGUAUGCUUCUGGAAAGACAGGUUGUGCUUGUGAGCUCACGGUACUCAGUGCUCACAUCUGUGGGCGAGACGUUGAAGAGCUUGAUUGCCCCGCUGGAGUGGAGUCACGUGUUUGCGCCUAUCCUGCCCAAGAGCAUGCUUGAGUGCUUGCAAUGUCCGACGCCAUACCUGUUUGGCGUACACUCCAGUUAUCGUGCAGAGUUGCGUGAAAUGCUUGAGCGUGAAGGCUGUGGCGACGGCAUUGUCGUAGUGGAUCUGGAUGCUGACACGAUGAGUUCUCCAGGCCGGCCACAGCUCCCUGAAUCUGUCCGUGGACCUCUCACGUCCCGACUGCUCCAGUUGCUUAAGCCUAAAGUUUUCUUCAGCGACUUCGUCCCCAUGCUUAGCGGCAACUCGGAAAGUUCGCUCGCUCGCGGUUUCCCACAAGGCCAUGUACGCUCGUGCUUCCGGGAAGCACUGGCGACUCUGCUACGCACAGUUGAAGAGUUCCGUUUCGUGCUGUCAGACGAUUUUGACUACGUAGUGGUUUUUGACCGGAUCGCAUUCCUACGCCGCCUGCCCCCACGCGAACAAUCCUUCUACCGUACCUUCCUGGAGACGCAGGUCUUCUCGCAUGAGAUUGCCUCUGUUGAUAUUUAAGCGGCACGAUAAGUAGUUUAGAUGCUCAAUAAAAAAUGCAAAAAAAAAGUAGAUUGGCCAUAGUACAUCGUUGCCGUUUUGGUAUCCUAC